UAUGUAUUAUGCAGAUUCAUACUAGUUUGAAUCAUUGUUUGUUUUUUCUUUGCUAUGAUUCUCACAAGGUCUGUUCGUUUUCGAAGAACUUUUGAAUCAAUGCACGUUAGUGCAGUAAGUUAGAGUGAAAGAAAAUGUACUUAUUUCACUCUAACUAGUCAGACUAAUGUACGAGUUUUUAAAAAACAGAUUUGAUGUUUGCAUUACGCGUGAUAUGCGAUUGGAUAAUGUGUGCAGAGAUUAAAUCCUACGAGAUAUCGUUCUCGCGUCUCAUCGUGACUCGGACAAAUCAUUACAAUGGAUUUUUUUCAUAUUCAACACAUUCGUAUAAUUAAAACCAGCGCGGAUCGGGACCAUCAGUAAUGUUCUCGUUACCGAUAUCGCCGAAGCUAUAAUAUAAACGGAUAUGGAAUAGUGCAAAUUUUCAUAUACGCUUCUCUGUUGCGAUUUUGCUCGUUGUCGAGCUUUAUACAAACCGUAUUUAAAAAAUCAGUGUGUGAGUUGUAACAAUACUUUGAAAAGAAAAACAAGCAGCUGAAGUAAAGAUUAUCCUUGAUUAAUAAGCAAUAAAGUGAAGGACCAGUGCAAGACUAUGGGACCUCUGGAAGUACUAUGUGGCAUUGUUGCCUUAGUUUUUACUCUUUAUUAUUACUUUACAUCAACUUUUGACUUUUGGAAGUCACGUGGCAUUCGUGGUCCACAACCCAUACCACUAUUUGGUAAUAUCAAAGAUGUUAUGCUCGCUAGAAAAGCUAUGAGCGAUUAUUUAUUGGAAAUAUAUAAGAGGUACAAGGAUGAAUCUUUGAUUGGUGUAUUUGCUAGAAGGACUCCCAUCCUUGUUGUAAAAGAUCCAAAUUUCAUCAAGGACAUUCUUAUUAAAGAUUUCUCCAACUUUGCUAACAGAGGAUUACCAAUUUAUGAGAAGACUGAACCGCUAUCGCAACAUUUAGUUGCUUUGGAAGCAAAAAGGUGGAGACCAUUAAGGACAAAGCUGUCACCUGUUUUUACAUCUGGUAAACUAAAGGAAAUGUUUCCUCUGAUAUUAGAGUGCUCUGAACACUUGGAACAAUAUGUGGAAAAAUUGGCGAGCAGAAACGAGCACAUAGAGUGCCGUGAGCUGACAGCCAAGUACACAACUGAUGUUAUCGGUAGCUGUGCCUUUGGUAUCGAAACAAAUUCUCUGUCGGACAUAGACAGUGAAUUUCGCACAAUGGGAAGGGAGGUAUUUGCUCGUAAAUGGUAUAAUGUGAUACGAUUUAGAAUCAGAGAAGCUGCGCCAUGGCUCUACGUUAUCCUCGGUUACAUCCUACCACGAACCAGGGUCACCAAAUUCUUUACACGUAUUCUUAUGGAGAAUAUCGAUUAUAGAGAAAAGAAUAAUAUCGUUCGACACGACUUUGUUGAUACUCUACGUGAAUUAAAAAGGUAUCCGGACAAAAUCGACAUUGAAUUGACCGACAGUAUAAUCGCUUCUCAAGCAUUUGUAUUUUUUAUUGCUGGUUUCGAAACUUCAUCGACUACCAUGAGUCAUGCACUUUAUGAGUUAGCGCAGAAUCAUAAAAUACAGGACAGAUUACGAGAAGAAAUUAACCUCAUGUACACAAAAAAUGGCGACACUUUAACAUAUGAUAAUAUCAAAGAGAUGGACUACUUGGAUAAAGUUUUCAAAGAAACAUUACGAAAAUACCCGCCAGCGACGUUUUUGAUGAGGAAAUCGACAUCAAACUACACUUUUGACGGUACCAAAAUUAAUAUACCGAAAGGCCAAACUAUAUGGAUACCAGUUUAUGCGAUUCAACGAGAUCCAGAUAUUUAUCCGGAUCCUGACUUUUUUGAUCCAGAUAGAUUUAACGAGGAAAUUAUGCAAACUAGGAAUGCGAUGUUUUAUCUUCCUUUCGGCGAUGGCCCAAGGAAUUGUAUCGGUGCUCGUUUUGCUAUUUACCAGACCAAAGUUGGACUCAUAAAGAUAUUGCGAAACUAUAUUGUUGACAUUUGCGAUAAAACGCAAAUUCCUUACAUAAAUGAUCCUAAAGCGUUUCUGUUAUCACCAAGGGGUGGAAUAUAUUUGAGAAUAACCAAAAUCAAUUGA
Molecule: messenger RNA, 2089 nt
Organism: Odontomachus brunneus
Lineage: Eukaryota; Metazoa; Arthropoda; Insecta; Hymenoptera; Formicidae
Product: cytochrome P450 6A1-like
Exons: 6
Coding region: 593-2089 (498 amino acids)
Molecular function (GO): heme binding; iron ion binding; monooxygenase activity
Source: RefSeq, a predicted model, not a curated record